Molecule: messenger RNA, 5465 nt
Organism: Columba livia (rock pigeon)
Lineage: Eukaryota; Metazoa; Chordata; Aves; Columbiformes; Columbidae
Gene: WNT7A
Product: Wnt family member 7A
Exons: 4
Coding region: 706-1755 (349 amino acids)
Biological process (GO): neuron differentiation; canonical Wnt signaling pathway; cell fate commitment
Cellular component (GO): extracellular region
Molecular function (GO): cytokine activity; frizzled binding
Source: RefSeq, a predicted model, not a curated record
UGCUCGGCUGUCCCGACGAACGGGCGGCUAUCGCGGAGUGAAAACUUCCCCCGCUCCCCGGUGCGGAGCAGCGCGGGGUGCGGGUCGAGCGCGGCGGCCCCGAUGCCGCCCGGCGGGCCGGGGCCAGCCCCGGGGGCGCCCCCCGGUGACACCCCCCGGAGCCCCUGCCGCUUUCCCCCGGGCCGUGCCCGCAGGAGGAGCCGCGCUCUCCGCCCGAGGAGGAUCGCUGUGAGCCUCCGUGCAGGCAGGUGAUCUGUCUGCCAUUUCUGGUUACCCUUCUUCCCACCUCCCCCGCCUUUCUUCCCCCCCGGCUGGACAACUCCCUCCUUUGGAGAACACGCCCAAGUAGCUGAAGAAGAGAGAAAGGGAGGAAAAAGAAAAAAAAAAAAAAAGAGAGGGAGAUAGUUAACAGUGAACCUGGGGGGAGCGCCCGGAGCCGCCGGCGCUCAGGAGGAUCCCGCAGCCCAUACAUUGCCAGCAAUAAAGCGCUCCGUGUGACAGGCAUACAAAUCCGGGAGAGAGGGGCAGGCGGAGCGGAGCCCCGGGAGCGGGCCAUGGUGAGUGGCCGCGGGGGCGGCGGGGGGCGCGGGGCGCUGCCCAUCGCGGCCGCGCUGCCCUGACCCGCGGCGGCUCCGCACACACGGCCCCGCGGCAGCCGGCGGGCAUCGUUUCGCAUGUGGGGCUGAGACACGGCAAGCAAGGAAUAUGAACAGGAAAACAAGGCGCUGGAUCUUCCACAUCUUCCUGAGCCUGGGGAUUGUGUAUAUCAAGAUCGGGGGCUUUUCCUCUGUGGUGGCCCUGGGAGCCAGCAUCAUCUGUAACAAGAUCCCGGGUCUUGCCCCCCGGCAGCGGGCGAUCUGCCAGAGCAGGCCCGACGCUAUUAUCGUCAUCGGGGAAGGGUCCCAGAUGGGCAUCAACGAGUGCCAGUUCCAGUUUCGCAAUGGGCGCUGGAACUGCUCUGCCCUGGGAGAGAGGACCGUCUUCGGGAAGGAGCUCAAAGUGGGUAGCCGGGAAGCGGCGUUCACGUACGCCAUCAUCGCGGCUGGCGUGGCACAUGCGAUCACGGCCGCCUGCACGCAGGGCAACCUGAGCGACUGCGGCUGCGACAAAGAGAAGCAGGGACAGUACCACAAAGAGGAAGGCUGGAAAUGGGGAGGCUGCUCUGCCGACAUCCGAUACGGGAUUGGCUUCGCCAAAGUCUUUGUGGAUGCCCGGGAGAUCAAGCAAAACGCACGGACACUCAUGAACCUGCACAACAACGAGGCCGGGCGGAAGAUUCUGGAAGAAAACAUGAAGCUGGAGUGCAAGUGCCACGGGGUCUCAGGAUCCUGUACCACUAAAACGUGCUGGACAACCCUGCCCAAAUUCCGGGAGCUGGGCUACAUCCUUAAGGACAAAUACAACGAAGCUGUUCAAGUCGAACCUGUGAGAGCGAGUCGCAACAAACGCCCGACCUUCCUCAAAAUCAAGAAGCCACUUUCCUAUCGCAAACCCAUGGAUACGGAUUUAGUGUACAUAGAAAAAUCCCCCAACUAUUGUGAAGAAGACCCCGUGACCGGCAGCGUGGGGACGCAGGGCCGCAUGUGCAACAAGACGGCCCAGCAGUCCAACGGCUGCGACCUGAUGUGCUGCGGCCGGGGUUACAACACGCACCAGUACUCCCGCGUCUGGCAGUGCAACUGCAAAUUCCACUGGUGCUGCUACGUGAAGUGCAACACGUGCAGCGAAAGAACAGAGGUGUACACCUGUAAGUGAGGAUGCGGCUGGGCUGACACCCCCCCGGCCCGGGAUACAUUUGCACGUGCACUCAGCAGACCCACACGAGGCUGCAGGAAGGACCUGCUCUCCCAGAAGAAACGCUGACGAAUGGAGCCCUCUCUUCUCUUCUCAUUGCUCAUGUGGAUACACGGCGCGGACUCUUAGGAAAAUCAGCCAAGAAAUAAAAACAAACCAACCCCACCCCGAGCCACAAAACACAGAGAAAAAGCUCAUCUUGGUUAAAGCAAGCAGCACUGACUGCCUUGUGAAGAGACACCAGGCAGGGAACGCUCUGAGCCCCGCAACCGACUCCUGGUUUGGAACAAAGAUGGUCAAAAACAUUCCUGAGCGAGGAGCAGGGAGGGGUAGGGGAGAAAUCCUCCAAAAGGGGCUUUGCAGGGGCUGGGACGGACGGUGCCCCGGCGCGAGCGGCCCACGGGAGCGUGGGGAUGACGCCGACGCGGGCGCCCGCGCUGGGAACAGCUCCUGCUGCUCCUGCAUUUCCCUCCAGACGCGCGUGGAACCGCCGGAGGGUUCUGCGGACUCGGCUCCAUCCGCCCGUUACGUGUGCGUGCGUGUGCUGCGGAUUCUAGCGCAGGGAUUUGGGACGCUUGGGCAUAAUAAUAGCAAUAUUUAACAAUUUAUUCAGAUAAAACUAAUAUUAAUUUAUUUAAUUAAAAAGAACUCUACCCAAUGUUUUCGGAACUAUUCUGCAAUUAAAGUAGAUAGCUGGCUUUCUUUGUGGAAUAAUUUUGUAGAAACAGCAAGGAGAAACUGGAGCUGUACAUAUUAUUCUUAACUAGGAUAUUUCUAUUAGUUGGACUUGCAGGAUAUGUUCUACAGUACUGGAUGUUUAAGUACAAAAGCUGGCAACUUUAUAUAUAUGUACAUACGCAAACACGCCGUUGGUUUUGGUUUUGUGUUUUUCGUUUGGUUGGUUGGUUUGGUUUGUUUUCCCUCUCCUGUUUGCUGCUAGUUGUCUGGAACAAAAGUCAAGCGGUAGAGGUUACAAAUCUUUACCAGUUUAUAUAUAUAUAUUUUUUUUCUUCAAUUAAAGAAAGAAGCAUUAAUAAAAUCCUGUUUGGAAUACGCCUAAAAAUAAGAAAAUCCAGACAAACUUCCAUCUUUUGGAAAAAAUCAACCAUAGGAUAAGAGAGUAUAUUUUGUAAGAGACUAUUUUUAUAUAAAUAUUUUAUUUAUACUACGUCUGCUUGUUCAACCUGUACUUUUUCUCAAAACAGGCAUAUAAUUUGUAAGUCUUAGGCUAUUUAACAGAGAAAGGGUCAGGGGUCUGUGGACACGCCAGCAGCGAGCUGGGUGGACGAGCAGAGGGCAGAAGGAGCGUCCCUGCGGCUGCGGGUACAAACCGGCUCCUUUCCCGCAGCUCAAUCUGCCCAAUAUGCAAAACAACAACAGGGUAUGUAGCAUCAGUUUGGUCGCAUGGCUUGAAUGGGUGAUUGGUAUUCACUGGAUGCUCAUUUAUCCCAUUCAAGAAAAAGAAAAAUCCGAAUUAGCUUCCCACAUGCGUCAGUCAUUAAACGGUGGCGUUAUGACCAGCAAAUGUGCUGCGUGUGCUGUCAGUUAAACCUCUAUAUUGUGUUACUGUCAAAUUUGAUUUUAAUCAGUGCAAGACUGUAGACUAUGACUGUAAAAACUUGCAUGACACACAUCGUCUGAUUCUCAUAGACGGGAUACAAAGCUUACUUUUUGUCCGGCUCUUUUUGGCAUUUACAUUAUUCUUUCCCCCCAAAAAGGCCCGAGAGCUCAAAAAUGCAGAAAACCAUCCAGGCACAUUUAAAGACGCUUCCCUUGUUUUUCAGAGUCCGGCUAAGCCAUUUUGCAUUCCCUUUGUGCUAAUUUCUCCAGAUAUUCGAGUGGCAAAUAUUUCUCCGGUUUUAGAAUCUUUCCUGUUUGACUCAUUUGUGACCCAUCAAAGGGAAAGAAUCUGAAUUUAUGUCGCUUUUCAUUGGGUAAGAAACGACAAAGAGCAUCGGGAAAGGAACCGACCCACCGGCUCCUCUUGGUAACCGCAGGUCUCACGAGGAGCAGACAAUACAGAUCUAUUAAUAUCUCAUGUCCAUUGAUCUUUCUGAGGUAAAACUGCGAAAACAGAGAAAAAUUUCAGCAAAAGUAAAGAGAAAUAUCACAAAAGAUGUCACAAAGUUGCGCUGUGACGACCUCUUAGAACUUGUCUCGACCUGGCGCGGUGGGUUUUUUUAACUCACUUCUUGUAUAUACGUUAUUGAUGUAAGAUCACACGCCCAUAAAGUACCUGAUCCUAGCAUUCAUAAUUCGGAUUAAAUACACCAUUUCUUUGCAGACCUGCCACUUAACAUGAAAUAGAAUUCUUAUGAAGUUCAGACACAGCACAAGAUAUCCAAAAUGAUUACCAUGAUUUACUUUCAAACUGACGACUUGUCAAUAUAAAGCAAUAUAAAAGCAAUUUUGUGGGGUAAUUAAGUCGCUACAUUUAGUCCUUCUAAACUCCACACAUCAAGAACCGACAAGACAUAAAAUGCAAUGAAGUACGUACAGUAUGGACGUUAAUUACAACGCUACAUCACGGUCAGAUCUAACCUUUAAUUUUGGAACAUACCCCCCCAAAGUUCGUAUUGGUUUUUUACUUUGUGGAUACCAUAUCAUAGUCAAAAGUGUGUUUUCUUCACUGAUUAGAGUUAUUUUACAAAUGAUUACUUCUGCAGCAUGUUUUUACCAUAGAAAAGUAAUCUGUACAACUCCUGCUUCCUGUAUAUUUCAGUACGCAGCGAUGUGCAAUGUACAGCCAGCAGAUCAAUUACUGAAGGACAAAUAUCUUUAAACAGUUUUACUCACAAUAAUAAAGAACUGGAUGCGCAACGCCAUUAAUUUGGUACACAUUUUCCCCGUAUUUUACAAUACUGCUGAUGAUCAGCGCGUUGAUUAAUGUCUGUUUGUUUGAUAACCGGAAUCCCGGUUUGGGCGGUAUGAAUUAAAGAGCAAGGCAAACCAAACGCUGCAUUCGACUAGAAAGUAUUGGGGAAUUUGGCUGUGUCAUCUUAGACAGGAGGAAUCUGGCCCAUCAGAAUCUGCCGUGAGUCGGGAGUUAAUUGCUCGUUCUCCAAACGGGCUUGAUUGGCACAAAGAAUAAAAAGGAGGAGGACAAAGAUGGACGAUUUUGUAGAUAUUCCUCCCCCCCGACAACAGUUUGUUCUUUGUCCUGGGGGAUAGAAGAGCUCUGUUUUUACGCGACCAGGAGCCACACAAUGGGAGUGAAAUGCACACAAGUGCAGAACAAUGCAGCUCUCGAAAGAAAAUACAUCUUUUCAUCUCCGCUCGCCAAGGGACGCGCGGGAUUGCCGGCCACAUUCAUAACCUAACCCAGGCUUUUAAAGGAAACACACGUUCGAGAAGAGGAGUAGAGAACAAGCGUAAUGAAUUGCAAGCAGGGAAGCUGUUAUUUAUGAAAAUCCACUCAUUUGAUAGCAAAACCCCGAUUCGUGGAAAUUCAGCAGUUCUGCCUUGAGAUUCCUAAGCAAGCUUUAAGGAUUUAACCUCUCGGCCUUUCCAAAAGGACAACUAACCUGAGUACAAGUAGAUUGAAUACUCGAAGAACCCAUAUAAAACAUGAAUCAGUCAAUGAUGAAGCUUUCUUUGCCAUAUAUGCACAAACCUAAUGGAGAUAUGUCUUUUGACAGUGAUAAUUAAACUGAAAACAUCCUUAAAACAUA